Messenger RNA from Larimichthys crocea (large yellow croaker), 7857 nucleotides. Its product is annotated as beta/gamma crystallin domain-containing protein 1. The record is from RefSeq and is a predicted model, not a curated record. The transcript has 23 exons. Lineage: Eukaryota; Metazoa; Chordata; Actinopteri; Sciaenidae. Bases 230 to 7483 code for a protein of 2417 amino acids.
GGGCAGAACUUCAGCAGAGUCUAUAUCCUCGAUGUCACGCACUCAGCACAGUACAGUUGUGAUGCUUUACUGAUGCAAACAGGACUAAACGCAUCAUGGUCAUCAGCAGACAUGCAUCUUAGCGGAGAUCCUCUGCUGCAGAGGCUGACAGCUGCUUAUGUUUGUGGAGUAGGACGAAAACUUUUCUUCUCAGUCUAAUUAAGGGAGUUUUUGUUCUAAAGCAAAAAUCAUGUUCACAACCUACAUAAAGAAUCUGAAUGAUAUGGUAUUUUCUACGUCUGAGAGCCCCGAGGAGCAGCCAAGUACCGGGGUCUUGGGUCGUAUCGGCAGCUGGUUCUCUCCGUGGAGGGGAAAGGGUCCAAGUAGUCCUACUGAGAAUGACUCUACAUCUAUCGAUGAGACUCUUAAGUCAGAAGAAGAGGACAUUGUGAGGGAACAACAGUGGGAGGAGGAGAAGGAACAGAGCUCCAAUCCCAAUCAACUUGGUUUCUCAAGAGACAUUUUUCCCUGUGAAGAGAAGGACGCCACGCAGUCUGCCCACAGAGACGGCUCGGUUGUGAGCAGCACUGAGAGACCAGAAGGAGGUCCAAGAGAGGAGGAGUUUGUGGAGAGCAGGAAGGAGAGAAUAGGGCAGGGCAAGGAGAGGGAGGAGAGCAGCAACGGUACUUCAGCGAGCGGGAAUCCUGAGAAGAAUGCCAGUCAUCUGACACAUCACUCUUCCUUUUCUGAGCAGGGAGUGGUAUGGGACUCUGACCAGGCCCACACUCAGCCUCAGGCCCAGAGGGAAACACAGGCCCAGACAGGCAAGAGGCUCCAUGUGUACCUGGAGGAGACCAGUGUGUUUCAAUGCGGCAAAGACACCCGUGCUGGACAGGAAGUUGUCCGCACCAAAGUUACAAAAAGCCUAAAGGUACUCCCCAAAACAAAGUCAUCACAGAGUUUUGAUUCACUAGAGAGCUCAACUUCAAGUGCAGAGAACAAAAGGACAAAUGCAAGGCCUGCUGUUGGUACAGACAGUUAUUACAGUGCUCUAGUGGGAGUGUCACUAAAAUCACGCAAACACUCACAAUUCGAGCCUGAACCUGAACAAACAGACGCAGACAACAUGGGGCGUAAAAAUGCAGCUAGAAGGAAAGUCAGGAAGAACUCUCAGGGAGAUGGAGGCAACAGCCCCCAAGAAAAAAUACCUGCCAAUGCUGAACCUCUCCCAGAGGGAUAUCCUACAUCAGAUAACUCAGUGACCAGUCCUGAGGGCAAAAGUCCAAAGACUCAAAUGGGAGAGUCAACUGUUAACUCCUCCUCCAAGUGCAACCCAACCUCUCAGGCCUCAUCUGAAGGGGAGAUUAAGACUUCCUGUUCUGAAACAGCCAGGCAGUGGGGCAAUUACCAAGAUUCAAGCUCGGUCACUGCAACCAGUCUGGCAUCUGUUGUUGAUGGGAACGCAGACAUGGAGGACGAUGACAGUCUUUACAAAGUGGAAAGGAAGACAGAGACACCAGAGUCCAAACGCAGGAGUAUUAAGGUUUCUCGAAGUGAGGUGAAGCUUUUUACAAAAAACGUGCCUUUGAACCCAAAGCAAAGUCCAGAGAGAGACGCCCAGGAUUUUAAGUCAGCAUUAAAGGAAACCAAAAAUGAAACAAAGGAUACGCCCAAAACAAAGACUGAUGCAAGACUACAUGACUUGAAGAAAAUAGAUGAGGAGCCUAAACCAGUCGCUGGCCGGAUCAAAGAUAAAAUCAACCUCUUUGAGCGUCCUGCAAGGGAGGCCGACAAAAAGACUUUCCAAGCCCCAAGGAGUGCCGAUGUUUCUCCAGUUAGGAACGCCACGGAGAGGCUGAAAGCAGAUUUUGUGUUAUCAGAACAGAGGUCAAGAUCAGCCGAACGUUAUGACGCGACAAAGUCUAGCUCGUCACUCACAAGGGAGAGGCCGAUCCCAAUCAAGGACAGAGUGAGGAAUUUUACAGAGACCUUUACAAGAGAUGAACGGACAGCUUUGCCUACAAAGCCAGGAAUGAAAGGAAUGUCUCAGAAAUCCAUGUCGUCUGUGGCAGUUGUUGCAUCAAAGUCACCAGAACUGGACAAUCAGGGUAAACGGGAUACUGAUGAGCAGACGCAAACAAACGCAUCAUUUAAGAUAACACUAAAACCAGAUAGACAAGAUACCACUGAUGUAGCAGGAAAGAUUUCCAUUCCUAAAGAACAGCCAACAGACUGCAAAACAAAGGAAGCAUUGGAGUCAAAAACUGCAGAUCAGGGUACGAAACCGGGCAAUGCUGAAACAAAAGUUCCAGCUAAAAGGACAAAUGAUUCUGCAGAAGUAAUCAAUAAUAAUAGCCAACAGUCCAAAGGCCCUAGCAGAGCAGGCUCCCGCUCUAAAAAAAGAAAAAAUAAAGAACCAACCAGUCCAAUCAGCCCAAAUAGUGAAAAUAAACCAGAUUGCUCAACAAGUAAGCCAGCGCUCACUGCUGUGAAACAAGAACAGGUGCAUGAUAGAAAAGGGACUCCCUCCAAACAACUCACAGAGAAAGUCUCAUUACCGUCGAAUAAAGUCCAAGGAAAUAAAUCCAAAGAACAGUCUGUGCCUGAUACCAAACAGCAAACAUUUCCAAAACAUGAUCCAGACAAACAGAAGAAACAGUCAGAUUCUUCAUUUAAAAAGGAGAAUAUUGAUAAGCCAUGUAACAGCCAGGAGUCUGAACCAUCUGUCAUCAAGGUUGAACCUGAUCCUGCUGCUUGUAGCAAUGGAACAAAGAUGCCUAUUGACAAAGAUCCAGUUAUUUUUCCCCAAAAGGAGGAAAAAGCAGGGGGGGACAGCCUCUUAUUUACACAGGGAGAGAGUGAAAAGGCCUCCAAAGACAGCAGAGAAACUCCAGCCUCCAUCCCCUCAGCUGUGGUUGAACAGCCUAUUGAGAAAACUCCUUCGGAUCAAGAGCCACCAGUUAAAGGUCACAAAUUAGAUAAAGAACUGUCAAUGCAGUUUGAACCAAGAAGUGCAGGGGAAUUAAAGGAAUCCAAUAAAAAGGACACAGAGAAAACACAGCAACCCCAACACAAGGACACAGAACUAAUAAAUGAUACUGAGAGUAAAGAAGUGAACAAAUUAGAAAAAGUGGAGUGUGAAAAAAUAAAUCAGUCUGACAAGAAGAGCAAAGAGACAUCGCAGCAGCUCCUCCAAUCGGAUAAAAAUACCACAACGGUCAAGGUUUCGGGGACAAGGGGGUGUGUUGCCAUGGAUGACGAAAGACAGAAUGCUGAAAGAAAAGAAAAGACUUGGACGGUUAAGGAUGAAAGAAAACCAGAAGCCAGCCAACCAGAACAAGCCACUGAGUCCUCAGAAAAGACACCAUUAGAUCUCCCUGCUCAAACACAACAUGUCAAAGAGACGACGACUACACACAUACACAAAGCUGCUGUUUGUUCCAUUGCCCAGGCUAACGAGGCUGUGAGUGGGACUAAGAGUGAUAAAGAGCUUUCGAAGGGAGAGGCAUCAACAAAUGUGCCUACUGAGCUGCAAGCAAAGUCUACAGGAAGCCCUGAAACAAGAACUGAGUCAGUGAUUACAGCAGAAACACAGCCUGAUUCUGUAUUUGUGGAAAAAACAGAGAAUACACCGGAUGACUCAUGUACACAUGGAGCUGAUGAGGGCGAGCUCUCCAGUACAAGGCCUAUCACCAAAGCAACUAUAGCAGUUAAGGAAAUGACUCUAAAAGCUGCUAAUGACACUCAAGCACCAAUAAUUGCACAGUGUGACACGGUGGCAGAGAAAGAAUUAUCUGUUAAAGAGUCUGCUUCCAUUUCUGUCUCUAAAUCUGUGAGCAGUAAGGUAGCAGGGCAGGAUGAUGGGAAAAAAGGUUCAGCUGUCGAAUCAGAAGUCAAAAUCUCAGGCGAUGUUGUGAAACUCACACCUAGACUCCCACAAUGCGAUGUAUCAAAAAAUACAGAGAGUGCAAAUGAUAUCACUUCACUCAAGGGUGCAGAAAAAAUAGCACAGCAGUCGGGUGAUAGCGCCGCUUUCAGCACCACAGUUAAUGUGGAGAAGACAGCUGAGAAAACAUCCCAUUCCCCAAAGAAUGAACUUUCACCGGUUGCUAAUGGUGAUAUCUCCUCACAUCCACAGCCGCGCACAAUCACAAAGGAACCGCUCGAUAACAAGCCGAGUCGAACUCCAAAAGCGCCCGCUUCACCAGAGGUUAAUAAGCUGAUCCCAGACACAAUCCAGCGUUCAUCCAUGAAGAAGUUCCAUUUGCCGCGGGGACUAAGUAAAGAUGAUUCUGCACGGCAAGACACCCCUUCAAGCUGGCUGGAUUUGGACUUCCCCAAGCGGAAACUUAAAGCCCCAGUUCCCAAGCUUAGCUCUGCUGGAAGUGAGAGCAAUCUUCUGGACACGUCUGGUGACCUAGAUGAUGAAGAUUUCGUUGAGAAAAUCAAGAAACUUUGCGCCCCAUUCUCCCUCCCACCACGUAAACACAACAUACUCCGGCCACCUCAGCCGCCAUUUGCAAUGCCUGCAAUCAAGGAGGACCGCUUUGAGAAGACGUUUGACCCUGAGGAGUUUAAAUUCGGGUUGAGGAAACAGAAGUUCACCGUAGACACAACACCAAGCAUGUUAGCCAAGCUCCAGCACUCGGAGACAAAAAAAUCUGGCAUUAAACCUGCCAGGGCUAGUUUGGCAGACAGGAGUAUUCUGCUCAGUAGUCUGGACGUCCACUCUCGCCUCACCAGGGAAAAGACCCCCGUCAAAGAUGAGGAUGAUGUUAAGGAAGAGAAGGAUGAGCAGAUCAAGGUGAAGUCUCGCUUGGAGGGAAGCUGUGUCUUCAGCAACCUCAACUCCUCCAUCAGAGGGAAGAGAAAUCAAACACAGGCAGAAAACACAAACUCUGGGGAAGUGUCACCGAGUGAGUCCCCCCAAACAAGCCCUUCACCUUUAUCCCAGCCGCCCCCGCCAAGCCCGACUGCCACAGCUCCAAUCAAAGAUGCACUAUCCAAGCAGAGUUCUGCCACGAGGAACAGAGAGGAAACCCAGGCUGUGGAGGCUGUGGUCAGUGACUCAGGCCUUCCGUUUCCCUCUUUUAACGACAUCAAGCUGCCGGACUAUUUAGAGAAGUACCUCCCCCGAGAACCAGCGAAACCAGAGCAGAGCACACAAGGACAAGAACAAGUCAAAACCGAGUUUAUGCCUCAGGUUAUUGGAAAAAUGUCAACUCCAGCCAGUGGAGAUGAACCAGACAGGGCUGUGAAACCAGGUCGUGUUCUUCCUGAUCCUCCAUCUUUUCCUGGGAAUCUUUCAACCACACACCCACCACUCCCUGAGCUGAAGCAGCCUCUGGCUAAGCCACAGAAGAUACUUACUAAAAAGAUAAGAACUGCUAAGGGAUUUCACAAGCGCCCUGGAAAGAUGGUGUUGUUUGAGAAAGCGCAAUUCAGCGGCCAGCCAUAUGAGAUUUACAGGGAUCUCGCAGAUGCGACUUCCCUGCAGCUCUCACAUCUCAUAUCUGUGAUGGUUGUUAGAGGAUGCUGGGUGCUGUACGAGAAGCCUGACUUCCAAGGACGCACCAUCGCUUUGGAGGAGGGAGGCAUUGAAUUGACAAAUAUGUGGGCAGAACCUGGGCAGGAGACAGAGCCACGAAGCGAUCCACCAAUGAUAAUUGGCUCUAUCCGACUUGCUGUCUCGGAUUACAGCAUCCCCCAUAUUGAUCUGUUUACUGAACCGGAGGGUCUCGGUAGAGUCACACCUUAUCAUGAUGACGCAAUUGAGACGGGCUCGUUUGGCAUCCCGCUGAGCACUGCUUCCAUCCAAGUGCACUCUGGGGUGUGGCUGGUGUUCAGUGACCCGGGGUUUCAGGGCAUGCUGGCUGUGCUGGAGACAGGAGUGUACCCUUUUCCUGAGGCCUGGGGCUUCCCGUCACCGUUCAUUGGAUCUCUUAGGCCACUUAAAAUUGGUGGUUUCAAAGUGGAGAAUCCCAUGGAAGUCAAGGCGGUGGUGUAUGAAAAGCCUGGCUUUGAGGGCUCCUGUUUGGAAAUCGACAGUGACGUUUUCUGCUUUGGUGAAAGUGACGAAGGUAUUGCUGCAGAUGAAGCAAACCUUGACUCAAAGAAGCUGAACUCUGUGGGUUCUUUAAAGAUCAUCGGAGGAUUCUGGGUGGGCUACAGCGAGCCUGGGUUUGAGGGCCAGCAGCACAUCCUGGAGGAAGGAGAGUAUCUGGACUGUAGUGAGUGGGGAGGCUCAGAGCAGCUCCUGUCACUGCGACCAGUACUGGCUGAUUUCUUGUCUCCACAUCUCAAAAUGUUCAGCGACAGAGAUUUCGGAGAGCUGGGAGUCAACAUUGACAUCACAGUGCCUGUUAUCAACAUGGAUGACACAGGCUACGGCUUGACAACACAGUCAAUUGAUGUCCUCGGUGGCGUCUGGGUUGUGUUUGAGGAGCCGGGCUUUUGCGGUGAGCCCUACAUCCUUGAGAAAGGCCUGUAUGGAAACCCAGAGGACUGGGGGGCGCUACAGCCCAGAGUUGCUUCAGCGAUGCCUGUUGUGCUGUUUGAUUUUGAGAACGCAGACAAGUUUAAGGUGCAGCUUUUCUCUGAGCCUGGUUUUCAAGGCUCAGUCCAGACUCUGGGGGACAGCAGGGCCUCCCUGCAGGACGGCUUCACAGUUGGUUCCUGCAAAGUUCUGGCUGGGAGCUGGCUGGCAUUUGAGGGCCAGGACUUCGCUGGCAGGAUGUAUGUGUUAGAAGUGGGGAGCUACUCUGACCUGAGAGCAAUGGGCUGUUUCCACGCAGGCUCCUCCAUCUUGUCACUACAGACUGUUGGCUUUGAGUUCUCACUGCCAUCCAUCACUCUGUUUGAGAGGGGUGGCCUGCGGGGGAAGAGGGUGAUUCUGACAGAUGGAUCGGUCAACCUUCAGCUGGCUGGAGGCUGUAGCAGAGUCCAAUCUGUGCUAGUAGAAGGAGGCAUGUGGGUGUUAUACGAGGGAAUCAACUAUCGGGGAGCUCAGAUUUUGCUAAAACCUGGCGAGGUGCCUGAUUGGCGCAAGUUCAGCAGCUGGCUGAAAAUUGGAUCCCUCCGACCUCUCAUACAGAAGCAAGUGCACUUCCGUUUAAGGAAUAGACAAUCGGGGCUCAUGAUGACGGUGACCGGCGAUUUGGAUGACGUCAAACUGAUGCGGAUUCAAGAAACAGAGGAAACUGAUGGAAUUGACCAGAUCUGGUCUUACCGGAAUGGACAUCUCCACUGCAAGCUGCUGGAGGAGUGCUGCAUGAGUCCCAGUGGUAGUGUGACGAUAGCAGGAAGCCGCGUGGGUCUUACCCCAGAGACAAACCACCACCUCCACCUGUGGAGCAUCACCCCUGAAGGCUUUAUCCGCUACACCCCGACCUCUGAUCUGGUCCUGGAAGUCAAAGGUGGCCACCACUACGACAAGAACCAAGUGAUUCUUAACACAUUUGAUCCAAAUAAACCUCAACAAAGGUGGAACGUGGAGGUUAUAUGAACAAAAAUAAAAUCCUAGCUGCUGGACUGGAUUUCUAAAUAUUGUAAGAGGUACAGCUCUACUAGAGGCUCUGUUAUGUAGCUGCUGCUGAUCACUGGAGCUGAUCGACCUUUCCUGCAGGAGACUUAUACAAACCCCCAAUGAGGGCAACAUGGAGAGCUGUGGAUAAAUCCAUGAGAAUGUAUUAUUACAGAUGAAAGUCCAAAUAGUGGAAAUACUUCAUAUUUUACACAGAAAAUGUGUUUGCCUGAUUGCCUGUUAAUUAACUUAAACAGUGUUAACACGUCUUUUUAUGCAAUGUCAUGUUAUAUACUUACUUUUAUUCUGCAUGCAACAUGAGGAAAAGGAAAAUACUCUUGAAAUGUCUUUUGUUU